This is a messenger RNA of Mollisia scopiformis, 786 nucleotides long. RefSeq lists its product as uncharacterized. The transcript has 3 exons. NCBI's taxonomy places the organism in Eukaryota, Fungi, Ascomycota, Leotiomycetes, Helotiales, Mollisiaceae. Bases 1 to 786 code for a protein of 261 amino acids. The record is from RefSeq and is a predicted model, not a curated record. Gene Ontology annotation, biological process: mycotoxin biosynthetic process.
AUGAAGCCGAGUAUGGAAGAAAAUCGGCUCUUGGAAGAUAUGAACGAAGAGGACUACGAGAUAGAAUUUCCUCCCCGACACUCUAACAGAUCAACUUGGACAUUUAGGAGUAUCUUAACAUGUUCUCUACUAAUCUUAUCAAUCUCCAUCAACAUCUUCCAGUGCUGGUAUUUCCAAAAUUUUGCUUCUGAGCGUUCAAAGCAUGCUGGCGUGACUGGAGGAAUCUCAAGAAACUUCGUAACCAACACAGAAUGGAGCAGCGACAACACAACACACGCCGACAUGCUGUGGACGGAACUUAGUCCCGACACCGGCAUGGUCGUCGUCGACGCCGACUACAGCCAAAAGAUGGGCUUGUACCGAACACAGCCUUUCCCGUGGGACCAGAGCAAGAACAUUUACAUGCUCGAGGGCUAUCACAGCCUGCACUGCCUAAUGUACAUCUACCGCGCCCUUCGAGAAUUCGAGCAAGGGAUCCCACAAACGACACCAAUGCACCAUCACAUCCACUGUCUGGACGCAUUAAGGGAGAACGCCAUCUGCUCAGCAGACGACACGCUCCGACCAGCAGGCAGCGGACAAGCCACCCCGCUAGUUCCGGAAAAGCAGCCGCGCAAGCAAUGCCGUGACUGGAAUCAACUAGAGAGGUGGGCGGUGGAGAACUCGGCGUGCUUUAAGCGAUAUCCAGAUGAUGAUCCGAAACACCGUACGCUUGAGGAAUGGAGGAAUUGUCCAGAGAAUUCGCAGUUCAUGCCUUUGGUGAAUAAGUUCUUUAAUGGGAGUUGA